Truncatella angustata is the source of this 1554-nucleotide messenger RNA. Its product is annotated as glycoside hydrolase superfamily. Gene Ontology annotation, biological process: carbohydrate metabolic process. NCBI's taxonomy places the organism in Eukaryota, Fungi, Ascomycota, Sordariomycetes, Amphisphaeriales, Sporocadaceae. The transcript is spliced from 2 exons. The coding region runs from base 241 to 1491 and encodes 416 amino acids. Gene Ontology annotation, molecular function: hydrolase activity, hydrolyzing O-glycosyl compounds. The record is from RefSeq and is a predicted model, not a curated record.
CGACGAGAAUCACUCAAAAAGCGAUCUCUUGCGCGACAAGUGAAAAACGACCACUAGAGAUCUACACGGGCCCAUGAUUGGCCUUGCUUUCAGCGUGCUCGCCUCCUAGAAUUCAGAGAGCUUGGCUACGUUAAUUGGGUUAGACCCCACGUGGGUGGCGCCCAUGCUGGACGAGUGCUCAUUCGACUCAUUGCAUCAGCCUAUACACUGGACUUUCGCUUUAUUCCGGAAUUUCAUCUAAUGAAGCGGAGGCAUCAAGAGCAGACAAACCUAUAUUCAGUUUCUUUACGCACGAGGUGGACGAAAUUGGUGGUUCUAACCAUCCAGACCUUACGGAGCUGGAGAACACGUUGGAUCUGUGUAUUGCAUUUCCUUCAUAUACUGGCGUUCAAGCGACCGCCUAGACCUUACCCUCUUUGGAACAGAACCACAAACACCGACAUGGCUCCCAUACCGCGGACGUCCCUCCCGCGUCUAAUACUCUACCACCAAACCGUCAAUGACCCCUCUGGGAAACCUGUAUCCAUCCUGCCACUCAUCACAAAAGCAGAUAUCUCCGUAACCCACCUAAUCGUGGCCGCCAUCCACAUUAACUCUGAACCCUUGGGCCUAACUCUCAAUGACCACCCGCCCUCAGAUCCGCGCUUCGCCACGCUAUGGGCAGAAUGUCGCAUCGCACAGGCGAGCGGGAUCUCAGUCUUAGGCAUGCUCGGCGGCGCGGCCAAGGGAUCCUUCACACGCCUGGAUCGGGACGAGGCCACGUUCGAGAGCUACUACGUCCCGCUGCGCGAUAUGAUCCGGGAGCGAGGGCUCGACGGACUGGACCUCGACGUCGAGGAGGAGAUGUCGCUCGCGGGCAUCAUCCGCCUCAUCGAUACGCUGAGGGCCGACUUCGGUCCUAGGUUUCUGAUCACCCUGGCCCCUGUGGCGGCGGCGCUGCUGGACUCGCGGCGCAAUUUGAGCGGGUUUGACUACGAGGCCCUGGAGGUGAUGCGCGGGAAGGAGGUCGCGUGGUAUAACGCACAGUUCUACUGCGGGUGGGGCGACGCGAGCACACCGUUCAUGUACGAGAUGUGCGUGGCGCGAGGUUGGGAUCCUAUGAAGCUCGUUAUGGGUGUCGUGACUACUUCGGACAAUGGAAGUGGCUGGGUGCCAUGGCCGAUAUUGGGGCCGAACCUGACGUUGAUGAGGAAGAAAAUCGCCAACUUUGGCGGCGUGAUGGGUUGGGAAUAUUUCAACAGCUCGCCUGGCGGGAAAGAGAAACCGUGGGAGUGGGCGCAACGGAUGACCAAAGUACUGAGAGAUGAUCAAAGCAGAAGCUCGGAGGCUCUGAGAGUAAUUGAUGUCGAGGGAGCUGGGCGUGAGGCAACAGCUACGGCGACGCCAAAGGACGCAUCAGUAUUUGAGAUAGAUUCCGAUUCGUUGUCAGAUACCGGACCACCACUACCGGAUGACUUUCAAUAUUACUCCGACGGAGUUCCCGAGAAUUGAAAAUUCAUAGAUAUCAGUGAGACGUAUGUGCUCCGCAAAUUCUAGAAGUCAUCGUCAUCAAUG